This is a messenger RNA of Leptinotarsa decemlineata (Colorado potato beetle), 4125 nucleotides long. It is a transcript of the gene scra, whose product is annotated as anillin, actin binding protein. Gene Ontology annotation, biological process: actomyosin contractile ring assembly; septin ring organization; mitotic cytokinesis. Gene Ontology annotation, cellular component: actomyosin contractile ring. The record is from RefSeq and is a predicted model, not a curated record. Lineage: Eukaryota; Metazoa; Arthropoda; Insecta; Coleoptera; Chrysomelidae. Gene Ontology annotation, molecular function: peroxidase activity; heme binding.
GUGUUUGAAUCCAAAUAUGUUUUGUUAGAUUUCACUUUAAAAAAACGGUUUUACUGAAGGUUACGCUUGCGAGGGUAUCCGUUAUUGUUAUUAUUUUACAAAAAGACUUGAAGUGAAAAGUUUCACUUUCGUAAAUGAAAGUAUAGGCAGUAGUGAAAAAAAGAAAGAAGUUUUCUGUUGUUCCAUUCAUUUGUGUUUUCUGAAAAUGGAUGCAUUUACCGAGAACAUUCUCGUAAGAGCUAGGGAAAGGCAGAAAAUGCUUGAAGGGUUUACAGGUGCUGAAAAAGUGCCAUCAAUUGAAAUUUCCUCAAACAUAUCACAAAGUAAGGUGUUAGAAAUUCCCCAGGUUCACAAAGAAUCUUUGUCAGAAUCGAAUCACCUUAGAAGUUAUGAUUCCCCACUAAGGGAAAGCCAAUCUGAAAAUAACUCUACAAGGUUUUCAAGACAAAAUUCGAAAACUAGAGUAUCAUCUGACAUGCCGGGUUCCCCUAGGAGCCAACUAAAGACAUUAAAUAUACAACAGGAUAACUUCAAUAUGGAAAUAAAAGUUUCCUCAACAGAAAAUGUUAGAGUGGAAGUUGAAAUAGCUGAAGCGGGAGAUACAAUAGAUAAUGCUGACCAUAAAAGUGAAAGUGGAUUGAGAGAUGAAUCAAAAAGUAAACUGAAGCGUUUAGGAAAGCUGUAUUCAGGUGGAGAUGAAAUAGAUAUAUCUUCCCCUAUUCAUAAAACAGAAGCUAAGUUCAGUGUUACUGAAGACUCAAAUCUUGGGGAAGAUGAAGAGAGUAAAAACAAGCCCCGAAAAUUCAGAAAGGGACUGAGUAAGUUGGCCAGUUUAGCAGAGACAAUAAAUCAGUGGGAGGACGAGAUCAGUCCUGUUCAUAAAGUUAAAAAUAAAAGUGCAUCUCCCAAAAAAACUUGGAAACCUCCUGCUCCACAACCUCCCCCACCUAUCAAAACAGAUAAUUGUUUAAUUAUAAAUAAAACAGAGGAAACAAAAAAAACAAAUUCAAGACAAAAUAUUGACAACAAUGGUACCAUUCAUGUAGCUGAAGCUAUUCCCAAAAAACUGAAGUGGGAUCCAAAAGUCCUGGAUACAUUGGAAUCACAAGGUUUUUCUAGAACUGAUUCCUGUUCUCGGUUAGUUUAUGCCUAUAAUUCACCAAACCAAAAUAUUGAAGUUAAGACGGCACAGAAAAUGUCCGUUGAAAAGGAACAUUCGAAUUUGAUCCACGAAGAAGAUGAGAUAACUGAGAAUGACACAAAUUCAGUACAGAGUGCAUCAGUAAAAAAUACUGAUAAAAACAAUAUUGAAAAUUCCGAAAAUUUGUGUCCAUCAAAAAUAAGUAAAGUCAAUAAAGUAACAAACAAUGGUAAAGACAGUGCAGAUGAUAAACCAAUGAAAUUUUCACCAAAAAUCAACUUGAGAUCUGGUAACAUUGCUAAUAGAGCAGCAGCCUUUGAAUCUAGUCCUACUAAAAGUGUAAAAGAUCCUGCUCUACUAUCUGUAUCGGAACGAAAAGCCUUAUUUGAAAAGAACAGGGGAGAGGCAUUGUUACCAAAAGCAGCAUUUGGCAUGUCUCAUCCCUGGAAGAUUGAAGCAAAGACAAAUCCUACAAAUUCAAAGAUUACUUCAGAUAACAAUUGGCUACCCUCUCUUGGAGAAUCAUGUAUUAAGACAGAAUCACCAAAACGUAUUGAACAGAGUCCACCAAAAACUGUUAGAAAGCCAUCACCAAAAGCGCCUACUAAAAGGAAUUCUCCCACCAUUGCAGUUGUUCACCAAGCAGGAGGAAUAGCCAGUAAAAUGGCAGCUUUACUGGAAAAUAAGUCCACUAUUUCCCAGGAGCAGAUCGAAAAGAGUAUUAGGUCAGAACGCCAAAAAGAGAUGAAUAUGCUUCUCAACCGUUUUGAUGCCAGGAAAGAGGUAGCAAAUGAAAUCAGAGAAGAACCAGAUGAAGAAAUAACAGAAACAACUGCUAUGAUUAUUGAAAAGCCUUCAGUAGUUGUCAAUUCCAAUAAUGGCAGAAGAUCAGGAGAUAAAAGGAAAAGUAGUGGAAAGCCUUACAGUAAGGAAGAUAGUCCUAAAGUAGUUGCUGUUUUGGAUGAUUAUAAAAGAAUCAGGAUAUCACCUCCAAAACCAGCAAGAUUAUAUCCCAAUUUAUCUGACAUUGAGGCAAGCACUGAAACUGAAACAGAUGCCAACUUUAGAAGUAAUUCACCCGACGAUAAUACCAGCUGUGAGGAAAAUACUGAAUCAGAUGAUCCUAAUACAAGUUUUGGUCGUGACAUAUUAGAAGCAGUAUGUAAGAAUCAAACACCCCAAAAAAGACCGAUAUACGAUGAAAGUACUGCCAGUGACGUUUCUAGUAUUUUGGAUGACAUGGACAACUACCUUGAAGAAUUUAACAACGAGGAAGAUACCAGUGCAGGUCCUACUCCUCCAAAGCAAGUAAAGCAGGUGUCACCUAAAUUACAGAAAGCAACUCAACCUUCAAACUCCUUCAACUACAAGAAUUUCUCUCCAAGUGUUAAGGAGAUGCCAAAAAACCAGUUCCAAUCUCCAAUAAUUAAAAUUUCUCCUCAACCCACUUCGGAUUUACCAGAAUAUGUUUUGGAAGGAAAUAAUGUUCUACCAUUGACUCACACAGUUAGUAUUUAUAGAAGACAACAGACCCAGGUUCAGUCCCCUAUGCGACAGGUAUCCAGACAGCCUAUAUUAGAAGAAAGUGAGUCUGGAAAAUUUGAUAAAAAUGAAAGUGAAGUGGUGAAUAAAAAAAUUGAAGAACUCCAAGAAGAAGUUAACAAACAACAAAAUAUUAUAUCACAAACAAGCCAGGCUUUGAAUCUGUGUAGUUGUACUCCUGAAUUUUCUGGUUCAACUGAACAAGUGGAGGCUGAAAGAGUACUUUUGGUAGCAACUCACAGAAGACAAGCUGCAAUCCAUGAACUUCAGAGAUUAAAAGUUGAGAGAACCAUUAGGCCUCAAGGACAGCAUGCCAAUAAUGUUCCUUUGGAGAAAGGAACUCUAACCAUUUCUGACAUUAUUCUUCCCUUGAAACACAAAUAUGUUAAAGCUCUGGCAGCUGGUAAGUGUACUGGAUUGGGUGGAAGAACAAGCAGAUGUCAUCAAGUUGUUUGUCUCACAAAAGAUAGUGAUAGAAUCUUUAGUAUAAAACUGUUAUUNACUGUAGUUCACAACACAAAAAAUCCUGAUACAGAUCUGAGAAUACCUGGAGAUGUUGUUUUGAACAACAUUUACAGUGAUUUCACUGUAACUUUUGAAGUAUACUGUCUCCAGGCCCAAGAAGAGUUUCUCCCUCAUGAAGUGAAAUACCACAUAAACAAAAAGUCUGGUAACAAAUUAGUAACCCCAAAAAAAUCAAAACAAGAAUCCCGAAUGAUAAUGCCCAUUAGAGAGUCUCCUGCUGGCCCGCAUGCUGUAAGAACGUCUUCGUUUGCUGUUAUGGGAUACAUAGUAUUCUCAGUUCAAGCUGUGAAUAAGAAAAUUUGGAGUUUAAAUAAUACCCCGUCUAUGAGUCCUCUAGAUGGCACUGUACAAAUGCGUAUUUGCUGUGAGUUAGCUGUUUCUGUAGAACAUCGUGGAUUUUUAACGAUGUUUGAAGAUGUAGCAGGAUUCGGAGCUUGGCAUAGAAGGUGGGUUGUAUUGAAAGGAGACACUUUCAGUUAUUGGAAGUAUCCAGAUGAUGAAAAGAAGAUGGCACCCAUAGAUACAAUUGACUUGAAAAAUUGUAUAACACAAAAAGUAGGCCCAGUCAGUAGAGACAUAUGUGCCAGGCUACAUACUUUCCUUAUAGAAAGAGAAAGGGUAGCUAGACCAAAGGAUAAGGAUAGCCUGGUUACAAUAUGCAAAGGAGAUAAAACUAUUAUCAGACAUCUGUUGUCAGCUGAUACCAAAGAUGACAGAAUACAGUGGUGCGAUAAGUUCAACGCCGCCUUAACAGCCUUAAGGAUGUGGGGAAGCUCUCGGCAAUAAUUAUUUUAUGUUUCAUAUUCAGUAUAGUUAAAAUAUUAACUAACUUAUAGUUUUAUAUUAAAAACAUUUAUACUUUUACAAUUUUAUAUUAGAUUCAUUAAGUAAUAUAUUUACAUGAGUUUACAGUAAAC